CUCCCUUCUGCCCUCCCUCGUCUCGUCUUCUGCCUAGCAGCAGCUAGCAAGUUCGCUUCACGCUUCCCCAUCGCUAGCUUCGUUGUUCAACUCGAAACACCCCGCAGCCGCUGGUCAUUUUACGAGGCUUUAAGCUGCAAACUGCGCGAUCGAAAGCUCUCGGUUAAACGCGGGAACUUUUGCAACCAAAGCGCGCGCCUCACAUCAGCCAGUGAUCGUGACGUAGCUAUUGACAAAUCUUUAUUUCGCUUUGCGCUGCAUUUGAUGUCAUCCGAGCUCUAGUCGCGCGCCGUCUACACAGGUAGGUUCUCCUGCUGCAAGAGGACUCUUAGAAGUGCGCGAGGACAAGUCACAGUGCGAUGAAAGGAAUGCAGGGAAAGCAGGAGGGAUGAGAAAGCGAUUCAAGUAAAAGAAGACUUGCAUCACCAUAAAGUGCCUCAUCUGGAUGCUGCGGAAGCCCUCCUCUGUGUCUGCACUCCCAUCCUGGCUGGUCUCUGCUUCGGAACGCUCUUUUCCCCGCUGACUUGAGCGGUGUGCGCUUGGCCUUGGCAUGGGCUAUAUUUCACCCUGACAGUCAAUCAACCCAUUUGCCUGUUCCUCGAUUCCAACUUCGCCUACUCGCCAUUUCACCUUAUAAUACAAGGACACCAGUCGAUUAGUUUCCCUUUUGGGUUCUCAAAGUGUUUCUCCCUUCACUUCUGCAGUCUCUCCAUCCCUUGUGACCCAGACAUGCGAGCAUCUUUUGGGACUGCUGCGGCUAUGGCAACAGGGCAGGGGGUUUCGGAAGCCUAAAAUUAGAGAGAGUCCGUUUUACAUCAAUGCAAGAAAGCUAUUUUAAACCCAGCGCUCCCGAGGGUGAGUCUAGACAGUGGGACGACCACUGCAGACAAAUAGAAAGUGCCGCUCUACUCUACUUUUAAUGCCUCGUUUUCCUGGAAGACAGCCGAAGAUGCACCGCAGCAUGUCACAGUGACCUACCCCACCUCAGCACUCUCGAUUCGUCGCUCUCCCUACCUGACUUUCAACUAAUCUCAUAUUCUCGUCAUACUCACCCUUUGGUUAAUCACUAGACUAUGCCCCCUACCUGUCAAUAAGAGAGUUUGUUUUUCAUCUCUAGACUGGUAGUCUGAGGAUCUCCUCGCCACUGUGCUAAUUUUUUGCAGCCUUUGUGCUUUAUCACGCCUGGCUGCCCCACCCAAGCCCUCCGCUCACCCGCCACUCGCCGAGGUACCGCCAUGGCCGUCAAUGUGACCAUGGGCCGCGACACCAAGUGGCUGACGCUGGAGGUGUGCAGAGAGUUCCAGCGAGGAACCUGCUCACGCUCGGACGCCGAAUGCAAGUUUGCUCACCCCUCUCGCACAUGCCACGUGGAGAACGGCCGCGUCAUCGCCUGUUUCGACUCACUCAAGGGACGCUGCACACGUGAUAACUGUAAGUACCUGCAUCCUCCGCCUCAUCUCAAGACCCAGCUGGAGAUAAACGGCAGGAACAACCUGAUCCAGCAGAAGACCGCAGCCGCCAUGCUGGCCCAGCAGAUGCAGUUCAUGUUGCCUGGAGCUCAGCUGCAGCCUAUCACCUCUUUCCCAGUUACGCCUUCAUUGGCCAACAGUCCGAGCAUGGCUUUCAGCCCAUACCUGAGCCACAUGAGCCCGGGCAUCAGUCUCAUGCCCGAGCUUCUGCCCAGCGCCCCCGUGCUGGUCCCGGGGAGCCCCACCGGCAUGGCCAUGGGCAACGGAAAUUCAACGCAGAAACAUGUUCGCACAGACAAACUUGAGGUGUGUCGAGAAUUCCAGCGGGGAAACUGCACGCGUGGGGAGAACGACUGCCGCUACGCCCACCCAAUGGAAGCCGCCAUGGUGGACGGCAGUGAGAACUCGGUCAUUGUUUGCAUGGAUUACAUCAAGGGCCGCUGCACCCGUGACAAAUGCAAGUACUUUCACCCUCCGGCUCACUUACAGGCCCGGAUAAAGGCGGCGCAGCACCAAGCCAGCCAGAAUGCUGCUGCCAUGGCUCUGCCACCAGGAGCCAUGCAACAGCUACCAAAGAGACCGACCCUGGAGAAGACUAACGGCGCGGGUGCCGUCUUCAACCCCAGCAUGUUCCACUACCAGCAGGCUUUGGCCAGCAUGCAGCUGCAGCAGCCAGCGUUCAUUCCCACAGGCUCCGUAUUCUGCAUGGCUCCAUCUGGAGGCAUUGGCCUAUUCAAACCCCAAGGCCUAAUGACAGAUGGCCGCUGGGAGAGGCGGGACUGGACCAACUGCAGGCCCCCCCAAAGUCGUUACCUGUCAGGGCCUGGACAUACUGUUCCCAUGAUGCACGGUGCCACCACUUCCACUGUUUCGUCGGCUACGACCCCAGUCACCAAUGUUCCUUUUGCUGAAUCAGCCACCUCCAACCAGACGCCGCCGAGGUUCUGAGCACCGACCCCAUGGACCUCCAGUGUGUUCCCAUGGAGGCCCAUUUCUGCCCCGUUCCUAAACUCCUGGUGGCCGCACCUAUGACGCUGAAUCCAGUAAGCCUCUCCCGCAAUCCUACAACCUAAUCAGGCCCAUCACUCAUGCAACGUGUGCCCAAACACAACAGAAAAAUGAAUGCAACAAACGUGUGCCUAAUCAGUAAGUCCUUAACGGGCAAUACAUUCAUUCUCAUAUCAGAGAUGCCCACUUCAUUUGACGUCAACAGAGGUUUGUUGAUAUUGAAACAGGCAAUACUUAAAUUUGGACCUACAACUGUAUAAGGAAGCAUGCCAUCUCAAAACAAGGAGACUUAAGGAGCGUGCAGAUGCUGAAUCAGGAGACGGAACGCUCUCGUAACUCACAGCCAUACGAAUACAUGCAAACUAAUUAGCUGAGAAAACGAAUUCUCUGGAGGUGAACAUUAGAUUUGAGAGCCGAUGUAUGGUAAGAGAUGGAGCCGAUUCAGAGCAUCAUCAGCAGACAGAAUGUUUCUCCGUCGUUGAAUGUGACAACAGAGUGUGUGAGAGCGACACCUGCUAAUGAUAUUUUACAUAGUUGUGGUGGUGGUAAUUUCUUUCACAUUUAAUUAUAAUUAAUGAACGUGGCACGUUUUAUUUCAUGUUUACAUUUCAAAAUGUAGAGAGAAAAAAAAGAUUAUUUGAAAAUGAUUGAUUCUUUUGUAAGAUAAUCUGUUCAUGAUACUGAUUUAGGUUUUUCGUUGAGAGGUUUUUAAAAUAUUGUUGUUCGUGCCUUUGAGUUACAAGUGUGUGGAUGUCUUUUUUCCCCCCAAUUCUUCUGUACUACAACUGACUUACAUUUUAUCAUAGACUAAGAAAGUAUACCUGUGUAGCCUUUCAGAAUCAAUGUGUCGUUCUUCCGUCAACUUAGAGAUGUGUGUUGUUGUGAGUGACUUGGUUUUUCUUGGUCUCAUGAAAGAGUAUUAUUUAUUUCACCACUGUCUAACAGGCUAUAACUGGUCUACUGAGAUAAGUGUUAAUAUUCAUGCCUGAAGUAUCUCACCUCGCAUUUCAAGCUCAACAUCGAAACGGUCAAACACAAGAUUGGUUGAUAUACUAGUACCUCCGUUUUAAAAAUAGAACUGCCUUAAGCAGACUAAAUAUGAGCACUUCUUGUUUCACAGUGUGCUGCACACUGAAAUGUAAGGUCUGAUUGCAGGCCUUCUGGAUGAAUAAGAUGUCUCAUUGAGAAGAUUUUAACUGGACUUUGUUCAAUGAUUCUUGCAAAACUAUCGUCUGAUGUCCUGGAUAUUCAAAUACUGUAAAAAUAGUCAUAUUUAUUUGCUUUUUAGAUUAUAAAUACAUAUCACAUUUCUACGGUUAUUAAGUGAAUCUCAUGAAAACAUGUCCAUGUCACCCAAAAAGCAGAGGAAAUAAGACAAUUGAAUGACCAAAAAAAGACAAUUAAGCACAUUGCCUCCUAUCGCCAUUA
Messenger RNA from Rhinichthys klamathensis goyatoka, 3905 nucleotides. It is a transcript of the gene mbnl3, whose product is annotated as muscleblind-like splicing regulator 3. Bases 1236 to 2417 code for a protein of 393 amino acids. The transcript has 10 exons. Lineage: Eukaryota; Metazoa; Chordata; Actinopteri; Cypriniformes; Leuciscidae. The record is from RefSeq and is a predicted model, not a curated record. Gene Ontology annotation, molecular function: metal ion binding.